AUGAGUAAGUGGUGUUGCUAUUUAAAAUGGACAUUCAUGACUCACUUAUUCAAAUAUGUUCAAAUUCGUUUUUCAACAACUAGUAAUGGUCUUUUUAUAUUCAUUUGUCUAUGUUCACUAAUAUUAAUUGGUGAUACGGGACAACCACGACAAUUGAGAGUAUUAUCAACCGAUAAAGAUUUAAUUAAAAUUGGAUGGGAAAAACCGGAUAAAAUUGAAAAUGAAAAUAUUUAUGGUUAUCUAAUUAAAUAUCGACCCGUCAAUAUAAAAUAUCGAAAUCAAACGUAUGCGGUAGUAAAAACAUCAAAAUUCAAAGAUUCAGGAGAAUUUAUACUGCAACAAUUACGACCAUUUACAAAAUAUGAAAUACUUGUUCAAGCAUGUUUGAAUGAAUCGUGCACAAGUAGCGCUGGUCCGUAUGCGAAAAUUGAGGCAACAACUGAUGAAACAGGUAUGAGAUAA
Molecule: messenger RNA, 462 nt
Organism: Didymodactylos carnosus
Lineage: Eukaryota; Metazoa; Rotifera; Eurotatoria; Philodinida; Philodinidae
Source: the annotation of a GenBank genome assembly